This is a messenger RNA of Cyprinodon tularosa, 2229 nucleotides long. RefSeq names its product protein FAM110B. NCBI's taxonomy places the organism in Eukaryota, Metazoa, Chordata, Actinopteri, Cyprinodontiformes, Cyprinodontidae. The record is from RefSeq and is a predicted model, not a curated record. The transcript is spliced from 2 exons. The coding region runs from base 410 to 1702 and encodes 430 amino acids.
UCUGUGCUUGUCUUCAGUAGAGCUCAGCCGCUCGCUUUCAGCGCUGAUCUGAGGCGUCUGGAUGCCGCCGUCUGAACUGUUUGGGUUACUGAGCGGUGAACGGAGCGGGACGACUGCUCUGGUUCUGACCCGGACUUCUGCUUUCUGACCCUCCAGGAUUAAGAGGCCCGGCUUUAAGCGUUGGAUCACAGCGGGACGGAGAACACGGGGCCGGUACCACCAGCAGCUGAUCUGAGACCCGCUUCACUGUCAGCUGCUUCGGACCUUCAGCCCAAACAGGUCACAGCCGAGCGGACGGAGGGUUCUGAUGUUUGACCUGAACCGCCCCGGUCCAACAAGUCAGUUUCCCUGAGAGAAGAGAAGAAGAAGAGAGGAGGAAGAGGAGCAGAGCAGCUACUGGUCCUGCAGAAUGCCGGUGGAGACGCUGAGGCCCUCGGACGGCCGCCUGGCCGGCGUCGCCUUCACCUCCGUCAGACCCUUCAGGAUCCUCACUAAGGGGCCAAACUACUUCCGCCCCCCGCCUGAGCCGGGGGCCCGUAAGCUGAGCGCCGUGGAGCGGCUGGAGGCCGAUAAGGCCAAGUACGUGAAGAGCCAGCAGGUGGCGCUCACCCGCCAGGCGCCCAUCCAGGCGCCGCUCAUCCGUAAACCCCUGGUUCCCACGGCGAUGAUGCCCCAGAGCCACGUUGGUCCCCCGGCGACCCGGAAGGUUCUGCCCCGGUGCCCGGGCCACCUGGAGAAAAGUGGCGGGCUGGAGGGGCCGGGGGCGCGGAGGCCUUUUAACCUGGACAUUCUGAACAACCUGAUCAGUGACGUCUGUGAUGAAGGUCAGUCAUCCUCCUCAUCCUCGCCCUCAUCGGGGGGGAAGAGUCUCUGCAGCAGCCUGUCAGCAGAGAAACUCCGCCACGCCACCUCCUCCUCCCCCUCCUCCUGCACCUCCUCUCUGCUCAGCGCCCCCGCCCCUGCAGCAGGACUCUGCCGCCGGCCCCCCCCUGUCCCGGCGCGGGGACCGGCGCUCCCGACCGGGGCCCCCAACUCGGUGACGGUCCGCAGGGUGGACGUCCGGCCGCAGGCCGAGGUGAAGAAGCCGCUCAGGGUCGCCCUUCAGCCCCGCCUCCGGCCCAGACAAACCCCCCAGGGGCAGGUCCCGCCCCCCCCACCGCCUCCUCAGUCACACAACCAGUUCCCCUCCAAGGUUAGCACCUCCUCCCAAACCCUGCCCCCCAGCCCCAUGCUGUUCCGGGCGGGCUUCAUCCCUCCCGCCUCCCCCGCCUUCACACGCAUCUCCAACGCCAGCUCCAAGGGCUCCGCCCGCAAACACCCGUCCCUCCACCGCUCCAAGUCCGACCUCAGCGACCGCUACUCCCGCGCCACCGCCGACCUGGAGCGCUUCUUCAACUACUGCGGGCUGGACCCCGAGGAGGUGGAGGGGCUGGGCGGCGUGGAGCGCUUCACCAGGGCCAACUCCGACAUCGUGUCCGUCUCCAAGCUCCGGAGCGUCAGCACGCCCAGCUCCGAGUGCGGGGACGACGAGCGUGCAAGGGAGUACGGAGGGGAUGAGGAUGAGGAGGAGGACGGCCCCCUCAGGAUGAACGAGCGAGUCCCCUACGGGAUUUCCGUCAUCGAGAGGAACGCACGGGUCAUCAAAUGGCUGUACGGCAUCCGGCAGGCGAGGGAGGCCCAGGGCGGCGUCUCCAACGUAUAGCGCCAUGAUGCUGGCGUUCGUUCUGCUGCCUCACUGAGACCCUCUGUCUUCUGGUCGCCAUGGCGACUGACUUUUAUGGACGUCAAUCAUCAGAGGUCUUAGUCUCUGUUCUAAAAGUGCAUCUCUAGUGACCCUCUAGGUAUUCUACAGCAAUAAGACGCAGUUUUUACUGCCGGUGAUGAUGAAGGCGGAGGAAGGCUCCAUGCUAACGGUACUGAAGGCGCGCAUGGGUGCGAGUUUGGGCCUCAGAAGCGCCGCACGGCGACCAUGUGGGCGGAGCCGUUCAUACUGUGAAACUGCAAAUAAAGCUUCCACAAACGUUUUCUAGAUGUUUCUGUUAGCAUGCUAGCGUGUCUUAAACAGAACAAACUGGUCCAGUUCAUUCAGCGGGAUUCUGUUCCAUGGAAACUGGUUCCUCUGACGCUGCCAGGAAAUCGGUUCACCGCCUCCGGAAGAAGGAGGUCACAUGAUGAUGAUGGUCACAUGAAGCGUAGAUGGCUGACGGAGCGAAUGGAGGAGAGCGACUC